AUGUUUUCUUGGAAAUCAACCGCCGUCAUCUGGCCCGGCAAUGCCGCCCUCGCGUCCCAGGGCUCGCUCUCGCUAGUUCGGGCAGCAUCAACUUCAACGAGUCGCUUGUGUGGCUCUUUGAAUGUGCAUCCGGUCUUGUCUCACCGUCGUCCGAUCGUCCCGACUGCCCCAGAAGCUUUCCAGACCCGCCGUUUCGCUUCGGUCCAUCACGGCGUAGGAGACGCUGAGCUGCCGAAAGAUCACCCCGCAUCACAUUGGCCUGCGUCCAAAAGCCCUACACCCUACGAGAUAUUUGGACAAAGGAAAGAUGAUCCUUAUAAUAAGAGGCGCUUCCAUGAGCUGGUGAAGCUUUACCAUCCGGACCGGCAUCCCCACACGAGUCUUCACGAGAUUCCUCACACAACCAGACUUGAGCGCUAUCGCCUCGUCGUUGCCGCCAACGAUAUCCUGAGCAAUCCGCAGAAGCGUCGCAUGUAUGAUCUCUACGAUCUUGGUUGGAGCAACCAUCCAGAUUUGCCCAACGAAGACGUCCGCGCGACUAUCAAUGCCUGGCACCGCCGCCCCGGUAGUGCGAGCAUGAAUGCUACAUGGGAGGACUGGGAACGAUGGCGUAAGGAGCAAGAGUCGGGAGGCACUGGUGGGCAACAAAAACCAAUAUUCGUAUCCAACGGCGCAUUCGUCGCCAUUGUUUCCUUCUUCGUCAUUAUGGGCAGCUGGCAGCACGCCACGCAUGGUGUUCAGAGCGGUGUCGCUCUUCUGGACGAGCACGAGCAGAAGCACGCCACUAUCAACAAGGAAUUGCGACAACGGUAUGGUGAACAGGCCGGUCUGGGCAGAGAGGCUCGAGUGGACAACUUUCUGAAGCAGCGAAACAGCUGGGACAGUUAUCCCACGCACCCACACCACCUGUCCGGUUACUACCGCAAUUUGCCGUCACAGGACCAUCCGCGUCAGCUACCACCACCGUCACCCAAACACGACGGGCAUUAG
Molecule: messenger RNA, 990 nt
Organism: Sordaria macrospora k-hell
Lineage: Eukaryota; Fungi; Ascomycota; Sordariomycetes; Sordariales; Sordariaceae
Source: RefSeq, a predicted model, not a curated record